CCACACCAUGUCCUUUUCCCACUUUGCCAUUUCCCCCUCGCAUCCACUCCAUCCACCCGCCCGCGCCAUGUCCGCCCUCACCUCCGCAUUCGCAAAGCUCCGCCCCUUCGGACACGGCACCGACGAGGCCGAGGACCGCGGCGAAGCGCUGGGCGGCGACGCCGGACAGGUCGAGGGCCAGCGCGACAUGGUCGCUGGUGGCGGGCACGCUGCGCGCCACACGGCCCUGUGGGACCGGCUGCGCGUGAGCCCCGCGCUGCGCCGCUUCCUCGCCUCCGAGGGCGUGCUGAGCGCGGCCGAAGCCGGCGUCGACCAGCCCGAUGACGCGCUGCCGCCCGCCCUGCGCCAGCUCGUGGCGCGCCCCCAUGCCGUGUGCCCUCCUGAACUCACCGACCGCUCCCACCCCCUGUGCGACUACCUCAUCUCGUCGAGCCACAACACUUACCUCCUCGCGCACCAGUUGUACGGCAAGUCGUGCCCGAGCGGGUAUGAGACGGCGCUGAGCGCGGGCGCGCGCUGCGUCGAGAUCGACGCUUGGGACAACGACAAGGACCCCGCCGAACCCAAGGUCACGCACGGAUUCACCCUCGUCUCGCACAUUCCGUAUCGGCACGUGUGCGAGACGAUCCGGGACGCAAUCGUUGCUGAGGAGGCCAAUAGGAAUGGCGGGGCGCCUGUCUUCAUCUCCCUCGAGAACCACUGCGGGCCCGAAGGCCAGAAGCGGCUCGUCGAGAUCGCGCACGAGGUCUUCGGCGACCGUCUCCUUAACCUCAACCCGCGCGAGGGCACAGUGCACGACCCGCAGCACGUUACGCUCGCCGAGCUCGGCAACAAGGUCUGCUUCAUGGUCGAGUAUUACUUCCCCGGCCAGAAGCCGGACGACGACGACAGCUCAAGCUCGAGCGACAGUGACAGUGACAGCGACAGCGACGACGAGGUGCGGGACGACCGCGCGAAGGCGAAGGAGAUGUACGCUGCGCAGCGCAAGGCGGCGCCGUCAGCCAACAUCAUCCCCGAACUCUCGGCGCUCGGCGUCGUCGUGCAGAGCGUCAAGCCGCCGAACAACUCGUGGUUCGAGAGCAUCCUCGAAAACGCGCCCCACCACCACCUCAUCAACAUCAGCGAGUCUGCGCUCGCUGCCCAUCUCCCCGCCAACACGGAUAAGGUCGCGGCGCACAACGCCAAGCACCUCAUGCGCGUCUACCCGAAGGGCACGCGCAUCUCUUCCAAGAACCUCCACCCCGUGCCCUUCUGGGGCAUCGGCGCGCAGGUGUGCGCCCUCAACUGGCAGACCUUCGGCGCGGCGAUGCAGCUCAACGAAGCCCUGUUUUACGGCACCGACGGCUUCGUCCUCAAGCCCACGUACCGGCGGCACGGGGGCGGGCCGCGGUCGGGGCGCAAGAAGCGCCUCACGCUCCGCGUCGCGGGCGCGACGGACGUCCCGCCCCGCGAGAAGAUGACGCCAUACCUCAGCUGCACGCUCAUCCACCCCGACAAGUUCGGCAAGCCGCCCAAGCGCAAGACGGACGGGUAUGCGCCGCACAAGACGCUCACGUUCCUCAACGGUGCGGACGCGCCGCCCGCCUCCGACCCAGUGUGGGACGAGACGCUGACCUGGGAGUACGAUGACGACGAGAUGGUCUUCCUCCGCAUGCUGCUUAAGAGCGACGACAAGUUUGCGCGCAACCCCGUCGUUGCGGCCGGCGCGGUGCGCCUCCUCUACGCCGUGCCCGGCUGGAGCUUUGUGCGCCUCCUCGACCUCCACGGCCGCGAGACGGCGUGCACCGUGCUUGUCAACAUCAAGAUUGAGGAUGUGUAGGUGAUAGUUGGAGGAGGCAGAAGACCCAUAGACACACACGAUGUAUCAUAGUGCUGAAGAG
Cutaneotrichosporon oleaginosum is the source of this 1880-nucleotide messenger RNA. RefSeq lists its product as uncharacterized. The record is from RefSeq and is a predicted model, not a curated record. Gene Ontology annotation, biological process: release of sequestered calcium ion into cytosol; lipid metabolic process; phosphatidylinositol-mediated signaling. Lineage: Eukaryota; Fungi; Basidiomycota; Tremellomycetes; Trichosporonales; Trichosporonaceae. Gene Ontology annotation, molecular function: phosphatidylinositol-4,5-bisphosphate phospholipase C activity.